This is a messenger RNA of Gossypium arboreum, 720 nucleotides long. RefSeq lists its product as uncharacterized. The transcript is spliced from 3 exons. Lineage: Eukaryota; Viridiplantae; Streptophyta; Magnoliopsida; Malvales; Malvaceae. The coding region runs from base 1 to 513 and encodes 170 amino acids. The record is from RefSeq and is a predicted model, not a curated record.
AUGCCAGUCAACUUCAUGAAGACGAUCAGCAUGAGCAGUAAUCUACAGCAUCCAUUCCCUUAUUGGCUGCUUGCUCUUAAACGCUCACAUUCUAACACGGCGCCGUUUGAGACCAUUAUCCUUGGUCUAAGCGGUACCGUUUCUACUGCCUUAAAAUCCCACAACAGAGCACCCCAUUCAGCCGAACCCCCUUCAUCCUCUCCUUUUCCAAACCCUAAGUCCUCAUUGAAACUGCCGAUUUCCCUUCCCUUCGCAGCAGCCAACAGAUUUGGGGUUGGAGAGAACGCCUUUCAGCCUUUUAGUCUCCUCCUAGCUUCGAUUUUAACAAAGCAAGAGGAGAUCCAUGGCAUGCUUUUGAGGUGCGGGUGUGCUGGCGCUCGGGUACGGGUGGUGCGUGAAGGCUGUACGGAGGUGCGCAGGGGGUCGUACGGAGGCGUGCUGGAGGCUAGGGCUGCGGUGUUCCUUGCUGCUAGGGUUCUGCCCUAUUUUCAAACCUUGGGCCACUUGGGUUAGUUGGGUAUUGGGCCACUAGAUUUGGGCUAGAGUGACUGUUUUGGGCUUGUAAUAGGACAUUAACUAAAUGGACUUUUUUGGAUUGUUAAUGUAUUUUUAUUCAUUUUGGUUUUGUUUUUAUACGGGCCCGGGCUAAAUUGGCCCAUUACACUAGACAUUCGGUUAUAUGUAAAACGCAACUUUAGAAGGAAAAAAGAUUUAAAUAAA